Suillus bovinus is the source of this 2052-nucleotide messenger RNA. RefSeq lists its product as uncharacterized. The coding region runs from base 1 to 2052 and encodes 683 amino acids. The transcript has 12 exons. Lineage: Eukaryota; Fungi; Basidiomycota; Agaricomycetes; Boletales; Suillaceae. The record is from RefSeq and is a predicted model, not a curated record.
AUGACACAGUCUGCGGACAUGUUCCUCAUUGAUGCAUUGCAAUCGCGUCGCACCACUGCAGCAUGUCUGCACAUUUGCAAUAUGUACUGGAUGACAGACAUAGAGUCUGUGAUACCUGUGAAUGCAGUUUCAAGCCCAAAGGCUUCGACCAUCACCAAAGAGCCUGUGAGCAAUGAGCAAGGGAGUCAGGAGAAGACACAGAGCUAUGGGCGUCAAUCCCGCCUGUACAAGGUCAUUGCUGUGCCAGCCCUGGCCGUACAAAGUGCAAACAUUGAUGGCAAUGACAUGGAAUACACUGUUUAUUUUCACUCCCUUUGGGAUUGGGUAGUAGAUCUUUUGCAACACCCUGAUAUUGGCCCUCAUUUCAUUUUCAAUGCUCAGCGGCUAUCGAAAUUUGAUGGAGACUCGUUUAUUAGGUUCAUCAAUGAACCAUGGACUGCAGAUGCAUUCUGGGAAUGCCAGUCCCAGAUCCCUCCAGAAGGAAAACCAUUGGUGUUCAUUCUAUAUGCCAACAAGUCGAAGCUAUCAUCAUUUGGGCCCGAGAAGGGAUAUCCCAUAAUUGCUUGGAUAGCAAACCUUCCUGUUGCCAUCAGAAAUGGAAAUGGGGUCAAAGAUGACCCAAAAUACAAAGGGACCCAACAAUUUGCUAACUUCAAAGUUGCUGUGUGGCAUGCUGCUGUCAAGAAAGUGCUCGCAUCAAUCAUACCACCUUCGAAGCAUGGCCAAUGGGCAAAUUGCUGGGACAAUGUUGCAAGGCUCUUCUAUACACUAGUGUUGAUAUUAUCUGUGGACUACAAGGAGCAGAGUGUAAUGUCCCUUACUCGAGGUGUGAUGAGCAAAUUUCCGUGCCCAAUCUGCCUGAUCCCUGAGGACAAAUUGUCUUCUGUCAUGCCCCAUAACUAUAUUCUUCGCACAUGCCAGGCAACAAAUGACCUUUUGAUCAAGGCAAGGGCAGAGCGCCACAAAGGACAGCGGGAGGCAAUACUCAAGGGACAGUCAAUUCGUGAUGUUGAUAACACAUUUCAUGAAAUGGAUCCCAAGACUACUAAUGUGCAUUGCGCACUAUGCUAUGACCACCUUCACACUGUCCUCCGAGGUCUCUUUGGGGACCACAUGUGGCAAGAGCUACAAAUACUGGUCGGUCUUUUGGGACGCAACUUCACCGUAAAAGUUGACAAGAAUUUUGAUACACUGCCACAUUGGUGCAAUAUGAAUCAUUUUGAUGCUGUCAUGGCUAUAACAUUUUCUGAUGGUGGUAAAUACGAAGAUAUUUUCAAGAAAUAUAUCCGCAAGUCUAAAGUUUUACGGCCAGACAAAAACUGGUCAUUCCCGAAGAUCCAUCUAGCUGCCCAUUUAUUUAACAACAUUGAGGCUGAGGGAGUAACUCGCAACUACAAUACAAAGCCAAAUGAGAAGUGUCAUGGUCCUCUAAAAGGGUCAUAUCAACAACAAACCAAUUUCAAAGAUGUCACACCACAAGUACAUCAUUCUCUUUUCAAUAUCAUUGGUUCUAUUAGUUUUAAUCUAGACCAUUGGUCUCUCGUUUCCAAGUUUAUACAUGGUCAAGUGGAUGAACUGGCUGCAUAUGAUGCUCGGAUGGCUGAAGACAAGAUCAACAAGACUGGCCCGGAUACUAACAUCACAUCCAAUUUCCAUAUCAAAUUUAGAUCAAGGCAACCGAAAAAGUCUCUUGAGGCAAUUGAGGAACAACAUAUUGACAACCAUUCCUUCAGGUGGUUUUGUACCAACCUCAAUGCAUUUUUAAAUGCUUUGCCCACUGUCUUGCAGCAGGUGACCAUGUUACCUUCUGACGAACUCCUAUUCCUCUUUACAUGUAAUGUCAACGACACAUCCUAUUUCAUCACCUUUGUACAUCCAUACAACAUGCCAAUUGGGAGGCGUCUCCAGAAGGACAAACACCUCAAGUUUUGGCGUGUUAGAUCGCAACCAAGAGAAACUGCUACUGGUGAUUUUCUUGUUAUGGACACAGUAGACAGUGACAUAUUUCUGUGCAUGAAGCAAAUGCACCUUGCAGCUGGGCACUUAGACUAG